Pundamilia nyererei is the source of this 1009-nucleotide messenger RNA. Its product is annotated as sodium/bile acid cotransporter-like. Gene Ontology annotation, cellular component: membrane. The transcript has 7 exons. Gene Ontology annotation, molecular function: bile acid:sodium symporter activity. Lineage: Eukaryota; Metazoa; Chordata; Actinopteri; Cichliformes; Cichlidae. The record is from RefSeq and is a predicted model, not a curated record. The annotation marks the transcript as partial. Gene Ontology annotation, biological process: bile acid and bile salt transport.
UUUUACCGUCCUGCUGUGGACCCAGUGAUUGGCAAUGUCAUUACAGUAAUGUUUACAAUCAUAAUCAUCAUCACCAUGGUUUCACUUGGAUGCACCAUGGAGGUGUCUAAGAUCAAGAAUUACAUCAUGAAACCUAAGGGGUUGGCUAUUGCAGCUAUGGCCCAGUAUGGGAUCAUGCCUCUUACAGCCUUUUGCUUAGUUAAGGGGUUCCAGUUGAGUGAUAUAACAGGUGUGGUUGUUCUGGUAUGUGGCUGCUGUCCUGGAGGAAUUUUCUCCAACUCCAUGUCUCUGGCUAUACAGGGGGACAUGAACCUCAGCAUCGUGAUGACUUCCUGCUCUACAGUGUUGGCUCUGGGUAUGAUGCCUCUCCUGCUCUACAUCUACUGCCAGGGUUUCCCCAGCGUGCAGAAUGCUGUCCCUUAUGGUGAAAUUAUGUUAUCGUUGGUCUUGAUCCUUGUCCCGUGUAGCAUCGGCAUCAUCAUCAAGACCUACAGGCCACAGUACUCGAAGAAGUUCACGAAGGUAGGCAUGAUUAUAAUGCUGAUUAUACUUGUGGGGACCUUGAGCUUAAUUGCUAUUGGAAGCGGACAUAUCAUCCUGACUAUGAUGUCUCCUUCGCUCUUGGCCAUCGCUGGUCUCAUGCCUUUGAUGGGCUACUGCUUUGGAUACGUGUUCUCUUCAAUCUUCAGACUCAUCCACAGGGAGCGGAGAACCGUUUCCAUGGAAACAGGCUGUCAGAAUGUCCCGCUGUGCACCACCAUAUUGAAGAUAGCUUUCCCUGACGACGUGGUGGGUCCUCUGUAUCUAUUCCCAACAGUCUACUUGGUGUCUCAGUUGUUGGAGGCGGCGAUGAUCAUCAUGCUGUUUAGGUGCUACCAAAGGUUCAAGAGAAAAGAGAAAGAAACUUACCAGGCUGCGGCCACUGGAGAGGAUCUGAAAGAGUCUGAUGUGUGAUGUCAAUUACCACUCAUAUAUGUCUCUAUUGUAAAGCGCUUUGGGUGCCUUGAAA